GCAGGACAGCGGGAGCGACGAAUGGACAGCCCAUGGACCCUACGGACAGAGACGACGAGUAUCGCCGCGUGCAGGGGGGAUAGAUUUUUGUAUUUCGAUCGGACGGGCAUCAAGAGUCCUACGCACCGCUUUAACACCAGGAUCGGUCCAACUGAAGACAUGCGCUGGCGCUGGACCAGCAGAGCUACUUGAAACCAGAGAGGACAAUAAAAAAAAUGUGCUACUUCUCAUCGCGCUUGUUAAGCUCUUUACGAAGAAGUGA
Amoebophrya sp. A120 is the source of this 262-nucleotide messenger RNA. The record is from the annotation of a GenBank genome assembly. NCBI's taxonomy places the organism in Eukaryota, Dinophyceae, Syndiniales, Amoebophryaceae.